Molecule: messenger RNA, 1279 nt
Organism: Helobdella robusta
Lineage: Eukaryota; Metazoa; Annelida; Clitellata; Rhynchobdellida; Glossiphoniidae
Exons: 10
Coding region: 59-1279 (406 amino acids)
Biological process (GO): protein autophosphorylation; autophagosome organization; autophagy
Cellular component (GO): autophagosome; cytoplasm
Molecular function (GO): ATP binding; protein serine/threonine kinase activity
Source: RefSeq, a predicted model, not a curated record
CGUUAUUUGUCAUUAAAAUUAAAUCCUAUGAGUGAUGGAUGAGAAUAAACUUUAAACUAUGAAGAGCUUAAAUUAUUUUAAUACAGGUAAAAUUCCUCAACCGCAGCUACCUGGGUACAUUUUUUCGGAGAAGUUAGGUUCUGGUUCAUACGCAGUUGUUUAUAAAGCCUGUCCAAAGCAAAGGAAGGAAGAAGUUGUGGCCGUUAAGUGCAUCCUUAGGUCCUCACUGAACAACAUCUCGAAAGAAAAUCUCCUUACAGAGAUUGAGUUGAUGAAAUCAUUCAAACACGAACACAUCGUUAAUCUAAGAGAUUUUUCUUGGGACGAGACUUACAUAUAUUUGAUCCUCGAGUAUUGCGCUGGAGGGGAUUUGAUGUCAUUCUUGAAGUCCCGCAAGGUGGUCUCUGAACGAGUCGCCAAGAUGUUCCUGCAACAAUUAGCUUCAGGUUUGAAGUACAUGAGAUCGAAACUGGUCUGUCACAUGGAUUUGAAGCCGUCGAACAUUCUGCUCACAUCCGCCCACAAUCCCAUCGUUAAGAUUGCUGAUUUUGGAUUUGCCCACUAUUUGAGUGGGAGCACAGACGCCAUGUUCAUCAGGGGCUCCCUCCUCUACAUGGCUCCUGAGAUCGUGACGAGAGGCUCUUACGACGAGAAAGCAGAUUUGUGGUCGGUCGGCGUCAUUCUCUAUGAAUGUUUGUUUGGGAGGGCACCAUUUGCAUCAAGAACGCUGACUGAAUUGGAGAGAAAGAUAACAAGCAGUGAUCCCAUCGAGAUCCCUUCGAAACCAUCAUCAUCAUCAUCUCAGUUAAUUUCUGAAUCAUGUUUGGAUCUGUUGGAAGGAUUGUUGAAGAGAGAUGUUGAUGAAAGGAUGGGUUACGAUGAGUUUUUCAUUCAUCCGUUUGUCGAUCUAAUUCAUAUACCAACAGAAGACUCUCUUCCAACUGCCACAGAGCUGGUGAACAAAGCUACCGCCAUGGAUGCCAGGAAAAAUUAUAAAUCAGCUCUCAGAUUUUAUUGUGAAGCUCUUCAAUAUUUCAUGGCUGCCAUCCAAUUUGAAACAGAUUGUCACAAAAAAGAUGUUAUAAGAUCAAAGGUGAAUAAGUACAUUGAAAGAGCUGAAGAGUUGAAAAAGAUACUUGAAACUGACGUGACAUCAGUAGCAGCUGAAGAAGUUGAUUCUGCAAAUGUUUCAACACCAAAGCCAUCAACGUCAAACAGUUCUCAUUCUGAGUGCAAGAAAGCAUCAAAUAAUGAAGACUCCCAUUCACAACUUUGUUAG